AUAGUUGUGAACAGACAGACAACAAACCUGCCUUUUUCUAAUUUCAAUGUUUGCAAACGCGCGAGCUAAAAGACGUCCCAGAGCUACUUCUCCUACGCCUGCGAGAUUAACCAGUUAUGCUCCAGCUCGUGUAGAAAUCACAGAAGAACAACGACAAGAUAUCCAUGAGGCUUUCAAGUUGUUUGACUCGGACAAAGACAAUGCAAUUGAUUACCAUGAAUUGCGGGCUGCUAUGCGUGCACUAGGAUUUAAUGCAGAAAAACCAGAGGUACUUAAAAUUCUACGUGACUUUGAUAAAACUGGGAAGGGAUACCUUCAAAUGGAAGAUUUUGUUCGCGUCAUGACUGAAAAAGUUGUUGAACGGGAUCCUUUAGAAGAGAUUAAACGUGCUUUUGAGCUGUUUGACGAUGAUGAAACUGGUAAAAUUAGUAUACGGAAUCUUCGUCGCGUUGCUAAAGAGUUGAAUGAAAACAUUGAUGAUCAAGAACUAGAAGCGAUGAUUGAAGAGUUUGAUCUUGAUCAAGACGGUGAAAUUAAUGAACAGGAAUUUAUAAGUAUAAUGAUGGAUGAAGCCUAAAAUAUACACUAGCAAUCGAAUUACUGGUUUCAUUCCUCUCGGAUUCCCUAUACAACAUGGUCCAAGCGAAUAUUUUUGUCUUUCUACCUUCUCUCGUUUUCCAACUCUUUGUGCGUGGUAUAUAAUCUUUAUUUAUAUAAAACAUUAAUAGUA
Molecule: messenger RNA, 730 nt
Organism: Schizosaccharomyces cryophilus OY26
Lineage: Eukaryota; Fungi; Ascomycota; Schizosaccharomycetes; Schizosaccharomycetales; Schizosaccharomycetaceae
Product: centrin
Exons: 2
Coding region: 47-577 (176 amino acids)
Biological process (GO): spindle pole body duplication
Cellular component (GO): mitotic spindle pole body; half bridge of spindle pole body
Molecular function (GO): microtubule binding; calcium ion binding
Source: RefSeq, a predicted model, not a curated record